AUGGAGGGGAAAAGAUUGGAUCUUAGAUUUCAUCAUUCAACAUCAUCACAACAAUCCGUGGAAUCUGCAUUUGAUUUGGAUAAUAAAAAUGGUUACAGUCAUUUUAAAAUGGCGUCUUCACCGCCACCGCUUCAACCGUUUCCAUCUGGCGGUCAGCAUCCUGAAACCACAAGUGCUGCUGCUGCUGCUUACUUCUCUUGGCCAACUUCAAGUAGACUAAACGAUUCAGCGGAAGACAGAGCAAACUAUUUCGCGAACCUUCAAAAAGGCGUUUUGCCUGAGACCUUUGAUGGUUUGCCUACAGGGAAGAAAGCUACUACAUUGCUUGAGCUGAUGAUGAUCAGAGCGUUUCAUAGUAAGAACUUGAGGAGGUUUAGCCUCGGUACAGCUAUUGGUUUCCGGAUUCGACGAGGUGUUCUGACGAAUAUCGCCGCUAUUCUUGUCUUUGUUGCUCGGAAAGUUCACAAGCAAUGGCUUAAUCCUCUUCAGUGCUUACCUACAGCCUUGGAGGGUCCUGGAGGAGUAUGGUGUGAUGUGGAUGUUGUUGAGUUUCAAUAUUAUGGUGCACCUGCGCAAACGCCUAAAGAGCAGGUGUAUACAGAGCUUGUGGAUGAUCUUAGAGGCAGUGGUUCGUCUAUUGGAUCUGGUUCACAGGUAGCUAGCCAAGAGACGUAUGGAACCUUAGGUGCUAUUGUAAAGAGUAAAACCGGCAUCAGACAAGUCGGUUUCCUAACAAACCGGCAUGUGGCAGUUGAUUUAGACUACCCGAGCCAGAAGAUGUUUCAUCCAUUACCACCUAGCCUUGGACCAGGAGUCUACUUAGGUGCAGUAGAAAGAGCAACUUCGUUCAUUACAGAUGAUCUUUGGUAUGGCAUUUUCGCUGGAACUAACCCAGAAACAUUUGUUCGAGCUGAUGGAGCCUUCAUUCCAUUCGCUGAGGACUUCAAUAUGAACAAUGUAACCACAACUGUUAAAGGAAUUGGUGAGAUUGGUGAUAUCCACGCUACUGAUCUACAGUCUCCGAUUAACAGUCUAAUAGGAAGAAAAGUUGUGAAAGUUGGAAGAAGCUCCGGUUUAACCACUGGGACUAUAAUGGCUUACGCGUUGGAGUACAAUGACGAGAAAGGGAUUUGUUUCUUAACAGAUUUUCUUGUUGUUGGUGAGAACCAACAGACUUUUGAUCUUGAAGGUGAUAGUGGAAGCCUUAUUCUGCUGGAUGAAAAAGAUGAGAAACCGCGACCUGUUGGGAUUAUUUGGGGCGGAACAGCUAACCGGGGAAGGUUGAAGCUAAAAGUAGGGGAACAACCUGAGAAUUGGACAAGUGGAGUUGAUCUUGGCAGAGUUCUUAACCUUCUUGAGCUUGAACUCAUCACUUCCAAUGAAGGUCUUCAAGCCGCGGUGCAAGAACAGAGACACGGUGUUAUGUGUGCCGCGGUUGAUUCCAUGGUCGUGGAAUCGUCUCCGGGUGAGUACAAGAUAUCGAGGUGUAAAACGGGUGAGAACUUUGAGCCUAUUAACUUGAAUGUACAGCAAGUUGUUAGAGAAGAAGACAACUCAAACAUUCAUCCGGAGUUUCAAAUAGAGGACGUGUUGGAAUCGGCUGGUGUCAUCGAAGAACACCAGUUUAUUCCGAGUGCAAGUAACAACAGAUCCCCACUCCAUCAGAAAAUCAAUGGACCUGAGAAUCUUGAAUCCAAGAAUCUGUCUUCGCUUAAGACUAGUGGCUCAGGUGAUGAGAUUGGCUUCUCGUUGCAGUUAGGUGAAUCAGAUGCAAAGAAAAGAAAGCGGAGUGAGUCAUCAUAA
Molecule: messenger RNA, 1803 nt
Organism: Thlaspi arvense
Lineage: Eukaryota; Viridiplantae; Streptophyta; Magnoliopsida; Brassicales; Brassicaceae
Source: the annotation of a GenBank genome assembly